CACCAAAAUACACUGCACCCGACCCACGAAAAACAUCCCCAAAUAAAAUCACGUUACUCUUUAUUCCGCCGCGUCAUCAACUAAACUAAACCAGGUUUUCAAUUUUGACUUCUCAUUUAAUUCCUCUUCUUUUUUUUAUUCUUUUCUCACCCAUAUAUAAAAACGCGAAAAACCUUAAUUCUCUCAUAUUCUCUCUCCAUUCUCAAAUCUAAUUUCUCUUCACCUAAAUUCACCUUCUUCUCUCUCGCUACAAUGACGGACGCUAAAACUCAAAUGGAAUCUCUCAGGAAAUGGGUCGUUGAACACAAACUCCGCACUGUUGGUUGUUUGUGGCUUAGUGGUAUUUCGGGUUCAAUUGCAUAUAAUUGGUCUCGACCUAACAUGAAAACAAGUGUUAAGAUCAUUCACGCCAGGUUGCAUGCUCAGGCUCUUACACUGGCAGCAUUAGCCGGAGCUGCAGUGGUAGAAUAUUAUGAUCAUAAGAGUGGAGAAAAGGCUGCACAGCUUGCAAGGGAUCCUAGGCAUUGAAUUAAAUGCAGUUAGAGUUCCGGGAAUUCUUUAUUCUAGCUGAUCUUUGUAUCUGACAUAUCACUACUUAGCAUUAGUAGAAUUACAGUCACUGCAAAUUUUGCAAUAUAAUUUUUUGUGGUCAAAUAAAAUACUGGAAUGAAAGUUUUACUUGCUAGGGAGAAUAUAUUUCUUGUUGCUGAUUGCAUCGAAUUUUCUUUAGUACAAUAUCAUCUGUGUUCAUUUUAAGGGGAAAACCAAAUAUCUCAAUUGUUGCUGAGAAAAUCAAAUAUGAUUUGUUAUUUAUGUCGAUGUAAAAUAAAUUGUUUAUUUAUUAAUUGAUGUUUGAUAUUUUUUA
Messenger RNA from Trifolium pratense (red clover), 865 nucleotides. RefSeq lists its product as uncharacterized. The record is from RefSeq and is a predicted model, not a curated record. Gene Ontology annotation, biological process: mitochondrial respiratory chain complex IV assembly. NCBI's taxonomy places the organism in Eukaryota, Viridiplantae, Streptophyta, Magnoliopsida, Fabales, Fabaceae. Bases 253 to 528 code for a protein of 91 amino acids. Gene Ontology annotation, cellular component: mitochondrial inner membrane. The transcript is spliced from 3 exons.